CUGCCGUCCAAAAUCACUCUAACACAGCUGCGCCCACACACGAACUCUAUCCAGACCUAUCAAUUGAACAACAUACAACAUGUCGGCUCAAUUCAUGCAAAUGUUGCAGAAUAUGCAACAGCGGUCGAACCGUACCCUGGAAGACAUGAUCAAUUCCGAUGACCAACUUGCUGGCAUGGACGGCAUGGAACUUCGUGGUUGGAGCUACAAAAACCCUACGGUGCCCAGUCGUGACCUCAAGGACCCAGUCGGCCAGACCCUCCUCGCUAUAUUCAACCAAGAAUUCGACGCACUACAAAACUACGUGGAGAUGAUGAUCAAACAGCUCGGCGGCACCGAGGAAGCUCGCGAGACGCUUAGGAAAGAUCUAUACGCCAAACGAUGGGGCCCCACGCGUACAACCAUCUACGGUGUACUCUUGCCAGCGCUGCAUAUGAUGCCAAACAAGAAGCAAGAGUUACUGGGCGUAGCAAAAUAUCUAGCCAAUGAUCUCAAAGUUCCCGUCGACGGCAAGGACGUCGUGGGCAGCACCGCCCUCUUCUGGGCCAUUUCCACGAAACCCUACGUGCAACCCGAAUUCGCGCAGGUCCUCUUCGACGCCGGCGGUUCAGUCAACACGAAGAAUCGUUUCGGCGCUACCGCAGGUUCCGAGAUAGCCCAAGCCGAUCUCCACGGCGACACGAGCAAAAACGUGCAGAUGCUGAAGUGCAAGGACACGGAUGGUAUGAGUAUCAAGAUUUUGGUCGAGAUGAUGAAUAUGAAAGUGCCGGCUAUGGCUGCGGUUCUCAAGGAUGGGAGGGGGCCAAGAAAAGAGGGGGACUGUACGAAUUGCGGGAGGAGCCCGAAGGAUGGGAAGGUUUUCUCGGCUUGUGGCAAAAGUUAUCUCGCUACCACAAGUCCCUUCAAAAUGAGGCUAAACCCCAACGGCGACGCAUUGACCUUCCCCAAACGCUCAGCCUUACCUCACAUCGCCGGUACACCAAAAGACAACGCGUGGUUCUGGGGCGGAAAUGAUGAACUAGGGCGUCUAAACCUCCUCACCGCUCAGAGAAUAGUGAAAGCCACACAAGAAAAUGUCAAAACGGGAGAAUCAGUGUCACUGGAUCUCCCCUUGAACGUUCCCGGCCCAGCCUUCUUCGGACGAAAAGGCCUAAGACACCGCAUCAAGUCUAUCGCCCCAGGCGCCUUUGACGACGAAGUAGCUUUCAACACUCAGAGUAGUUCCCAGUGGGACGGCUUCCGCCACUUCGCACAUCCAAAAUAUGGAUGCCACUACAACGGCACGACGAUGCCAAUGACAGCGAAAACAACGAGACAUCACCCCCCGCGCUCACGUAAACUCGGCAUCGACGCCUGGGCCAAGAAAGGCAUCAUCGGCCGCGGCAUCCUCCUCGACGUGUACUCCUGGUCCCAAAAGGCCGGCAAAGGAUACGACCCCUUCACCGCCCACGGCAUCACAGCCUCUGACCUCCUUGCCUGCGCAGAGUCUCAAGGCACAUGUUUCGAAACCGGCGACAUCCUCCUCAUCCGCACCGGCUGGCUCUCAACCUACCUCUCCCUCUCUCCCUCUGAAAAGUCCUCCCGCAGCACCCUCCCCCACGACCAACACUUUUACGCCGGUCUCGCCGCUGACGAUUCCAUGAAAGAUUUCUUGUAUGAUAAUUACUUCGCGGCUGCUGCGACUGAUAAUGCGAAUUUUGAGGUUUGGCCCCCAGAAAGUUUUGAGGGGAGUUUGCAUGCGUGUAUGUUGAGUAUGUGGGGGAUGCCGAUCGGCGAGCUUUGGGAUCUUGAGGGGUUGGGGAAAAUGUGUGAAGAGAGAAGGAGGUGGGAGUUUCUGGUUGUUAGUAAACCGGUGGAUGUACCUGGGGGUGUGGGGAGUUUGCCUAAUGCUGUGGCGGUUUUCUGA
Alternaria rosae is the source of this 1906-nucleotide messenger RNA. RefSeq lists its product as uncharacterized. The record is from RefSeq and is a predicted model, not a curated record. NCBI's taxonomy places the organism in Eukaryota, Fungi, Ascomycota, Dothideomycetes, Pleosporales, Pleosporaceae. The coding region runs from base 80 to 1906 and encodes 608 amino acids. Gene Ontology annotation, molecular function: arylformamidase activity. The transcript has 5 exons.